Ficedula albicollis (Collared flycatcher) is the source of this 2284-nucleotide messenger RNA. RefSeq names its product potassium voltage-gated channel subfamily J member 12 (gene KCNJ12). NCBI's taxonomy places the organism in Eukaryota, Metazoa, Chordata, Aves, Passeriformes, Muscicapidae. The transcript has 3 exons. Gene Ontology annotation, molecular function: inward rectifier potassium channel activity. The record is from RefSeq and is a predicted model, not a curated record. Bases 319 to 1608 code for a protein of 429 amino acids. Gene Ontology annotation, cellular component: plasma membrane. Gene Ontology annotation, biological process: potassium ion import across plasma membrane; regulation of monoatomic ion transmembrane transport.
UCUUUCUCCCUGUGGUUGGAAUGGAGGGGUUGGGUCUGUGCCUACGAAGCAGCAGCCGAACGUCGGUCCUGGGAGAAACCCGAGUGGAUGUGGGGUGCCCUGCCAGCUAACUCUCCAGGAGCUGCAGCCCCACGGCCGGAGGGGCUGGAUGCAGUGAGAGAGCCUCUCACGGGAUCCACGUGGUGACGUGGCAGCCAAGACGUGGAAGUUUGGGACUUCUCCUCCACCGCAGCAGAAUUUGGGGGGUGGGCAGGGGUGGGUCAGGGGGACACUGGGAGUCGCAAGACCCUUCACCUUCACUGUGGGCCUGGCUCAGGGAUGACUACAGGCAGAGUCAACCCUUACAGCAUCGUGUCCUCCGAGGAAGACGGGCUGAGGUUGACCACCAUGCCAGGUAUCAACGGCUUUGGCAAUGGGAAAAUCCACACCAGGAGGAAAUGCAGGAACAGGUUUGUAAAGAAGAAUGGUCAGUGCAACGUGGAGUUCACCAACAUGGAUGACAAGCCACAGAGGUACAUUGCAGACAUGUUCACCACGUGCGUUGACAUCCGCUGGAGGUAUAUGCUCUUGCUCUUUUCCCUGGCAUUUCUGGUGUCCUGGUUAUUGUUUGGGCUGAUUUUCUGGCUAAUUGCACUCAUUCAUGGAGACCUAGAAAACCCGGGUGGAGACGAUACUUUCAAGCCUUGCGUUCUGCAGGUCAAUGGCUUUGUGGCUGCUUUUCUGUUCUCCAUCGAGACCCAGACGACGAUCGGGUACGGCUUCCGCUGCGUGACCGAGGAGUGUCCGCUCGCCGUCUUCAUGGUGGUGGUUCAGUCCAUCGUGGGCUGUAUAAUCGACUCUUUCAUGAUUGGUGCAAUAAUGGCAAAAAUGGCCAGGCCCAAAAAACGGGCGCAGACAUUACUCUUCAGCCAUAACGCAGUAGUGGCGAUGAGAGAUGGAAAACUCUGCCUGAUGUGGAGAGUUGGGAACCUACGGAAAAGCCACAUAGUAGAAGCCCACGUACGAGCUCAGCUAAUUAAGCCCAGGAUCACGGAGGAAGGGGAGUACAUCCCGCUCGACCAAAUAGACAUUGACGUGGGGUUUGAUAAAGGCUUGGACCGUAUUUUCUUGGUGUCUCCCAUCACCAUUCUCCACGAGAUCAACGAAGACAGCCCCUUGUUCGGGAUCAGCCGCCAGGACUUGGAGACAGAUGACUUUGAGAUCGUCGUCAUCCUGGAGGGCAUGGUAGAAGCCACAGCCAUGACGACGCAAGCUCGGAGCUCCUACCUGGCCAGUGAGAUACUGUGGGGCCACCGCUUCGAGCCUGUCUUGUUCGAGGAGAAAAACCAGUACAAAGUAGACUAUUCCCACUUCCACAAAACCUACGAGGUCCCAUCCACUCCCCGCUGCAGCGCCAAGGACUUGGUGGAGAACAAAUUCCUGCUGCCCAGCACCAACUCCUUCUGCUACGAGAACGAGCUGGCCUUCAUGAGCCGCGACGAGGAAGAGGAAGACGAUGACAGCCGGGGUCUGGAGGACCUCAGCCCGGACAACAGGCACGAGUUCGACAGGCUUCAAGCCACAAUAGCGUUGGAUCAGCGGUCGUACAGGAGGGAGUCGGAAAUAUGACUCUUGGUCCUUCUGUUGACUUUUCCAAGGGUAUUUUUUUUCCUCCUCUAAUCUCUUCCCCUACAACCCGCUCAAAUUAUGCAGAACAAUGCAAGUGCCAUAGGAAUGCUUGAGAAAUUAGUAUCGUUCAUAGUUUUCAGUUUCAUCGCAAUAACCACUGAGCGGUCUGCAGGAGGGGACGGUGGCAGGCCACGCCGCGUCCCCCGCGCCCGGCGCCCGCAGCGGGGCCCACGGCUUUGGGGGAUGGAUGGACAGAUGGAUGGAUGGAUGGAUGUAGGGAUGGAAGGAUGGAAGGAUGGACAGAAGGAAGGAUGAGGAGAGGAGGGUCUGUGGGGCGCGGGCAGGUGCUUGUCCCGCCCAGCCCCGUGGGGCUUUGCUCUCCCUGCGGGGAGAAUGCCGAGCACUGCGAGAUCCAAAAAGAGGGAAUAUCAGGAAACAAAUCUUACUCUCUCUCUUUCUUUGUUUUUUUUUUUGGUUUUUUUUUUUUUUUUUUUUUUUUGUUUUGUUUUCCUUUUAUUUUUUUAACUGAGCAGCAACAACAAAACAAUUGCUCCUUCAGCAGGCGGUCUGGUUCAGUUGCACAAGAACAACACUUGAAAUAACAUGCAACAUUAAUGUACUUCUUUUUAAUUUGGGGAAAAAACAGGGGAGGGAGGUGAGAGGGUUUUUAAUUUUU